This is a messenger RNA of Clunio marinus, 9247 nucleotides long. NCBI's taxonomy places the organism in Eukaryota, Metazoa, Arthropoda, Insecta, Diptera, Chironomidae. The record is from the annotation of a GenBank genome assembly.
UCGAUUAAAUGGAAAACUGUGGGGAAAGUGAAAGGGUAACAAUAAAUGUCAUUUAGAAUACAAUUGAUCAAUAUGGGCACGAGAGCUGCAGCCUUUCAGGCAAAGCUUCGAAGCCUUCAUGAUUAUCAUCAACGUCUUCUCCAUAAUCAGCUUCCUCUUCCUUCUGGCGUCGAUAUUGCUAACACUAUCAAAUAUUUCUCUCAAACUUUGCUGACUGUUCUUAAGGAUGUUCGCAAUUCACCUCUUGAUAUGAUCAAAGAUCCUGACAUGGACAUGACUCGAAUGUCUUCUUAUCCAAAUCUUGAAUACCAAAAUCUUUACAAUGCUAUUUGCAUGCUCAUCGAUGUCACUCCUAAUAUUCAAUAUGGGAUUCAAAUGUUUGGCAAAGCCAUUCUCCAAUGCAUGGGAUGCAUUUUACCGUUUCUAGAUCGUGACCUUAUUGAUAAUCUACCAUAUUUAUGUGCUUCACUGUUCUCUGUGCUACCAUCUCCAUUAUACCAAGACAUCAUCAACUACUUAUGCUAUUACAUCUUACCAUUUACAAUAACAAGACAAGGCGAUCAAGAGUCUUUGAUUUGUCAGUCAUCAGCAUCAGUAUCAUCCGUCAUCAUGUUUGUAUUUCAAUAUUCAAAUAAUCCUGCACAUCAUUGUCAACUAUUAGAAUGUCUGAUGACACUUAAGCACAACGUAGUUAAAGAUUUACUAUGUGUAAUAGCUUAUGGGACAUCUUCGUCUAGAUCAGUAGCAGCUAAACUUUUAUUCUAUUACUGGCCAGCAUUUAAUGCUGACCUUUUCGACCGAAAGGUUCUUCUUGUGAAGUUUAAUAACGAUUUGAUGCCAUUUGUAUGUCAAAGAGAUCAUUGCACAUCAACUGGAAAUGCUGAAGCAAGCAAAGUUUGCUAUGAUCAUAAUGUCAGCAUUCUUCAUUCAAAUGAAAAUCCACCCCCACUUUAUUGUUGUAUUGAAUGUGCCAACGCAAUUCAUCGUGAACAUCCAAACAUCACAUUCAAGGAUAUGAUUCAUCCAAUGCAACAAGUGUCGAUGAUAUGCGAAAAUAAAAACUGUCGGUCAAGCGAUAAAUCAGCGUUUUCCAUCUGUUUUUCCACGGAAUGUAUAAGUUACAAUGGAAAUCAUCCAAUCCGUUAUUGUAAUCAAUGUCAUUUAAAUCGACAUAAUGCAAAACGUGGUGUUGAUCAUGUUUAUCAUCGUUCACUUUUGCCAGCAUGGCAAAUGGAUUUAGAAUCGUCAGGUUACAUGAUUGAAGCAGUUGUGAGUUUGUUAAGGGAAGCAAAGCCAUUAAAUUUGGAUUUGUCUAAAGACACAACAACAACAGAAGGUCGAACACAUGACAAUAUCUCUUUGGAAGAUCGUCAACAGCUUGGGAAGUAUGGAAUUUGGUUGCUUGUUGGUCGCUGUUCACCCACAGUUGACACACCAGUUGAGAUUCUUGGACGACUAUUGAACAUGUUAUUCCAUUGGUUCCACAUAACAGCAUACUCAAGUGAAAGUGGAGUUGAAAGCACUUUAGAGAAGCUUAAAAUUGACCACGUCUGUGGGUGGUUAAAAGAAAUAGCAGAAAGUCACAACAAAGAAUUUAUUUCUUGUUUAUUACCUCAUCCACCAGAAUAUUCAAGAGUAGGUGGUCAUUGGGAUACUUUAGCUUCAAGAACACAACAUUUAAAGGAAGGUUUACAACGACUUAUUUGUCUCGUUCCAUACGAAGUAAUUACGCAAGAGAUUUGGGAAACGGUCAUGCCACAUUGGAUGGAAGCAAUCACAAAUGAUGUCCCAGAGAAAGAACUUCCUGAAUUGAAAAUUGUCUUGCGUAAAAUUCUCGAUCCUUUGGGAUUUGAUGCUAAAGCUAUGUACAACUUUAUUACGAUUAGAUUCGAGAAAACAACAGCGAAAGUCCAAAUGCAAGCGCUACAUUGGUUACAAGUUCUUACAAGACUUGAGAUUUUAAUUCCACUUCAGCAACUGUUCACGAUGUUUGUCGAUGGUGUAAGAAUCAUGAAGCAUGGAGUUCAACAUGACAUCAAUAUGAAAGAUAAGGACGCAAAAGGAAAACAAACUGUGGGAAAGGAAAAAGAACUUUUAGGUCAACCAGCACCACCAAGAAGAAGCUCAAUUUCUCCUGUUGUCGAAGACGAAUCAAUAUCCGAUUCAGCUAUUUCCGAUGACGAACAAACGCCAGCUUCAAGACCUUCACAACAAUUUUCAACAGAUUCCGAAAAUAAUUUGACUUGUUGCAUUCUCAUGCUUGACAUUUUAUUGAAACAAAUGGAACUUCAAGAUGUGGAACAACACCAGGGAAUCAACACGUCAGUUUGUGAAAACGUCUGUCGAUUAUUAAAAUGUAUGGUGACAGCAACAGCGGGAAUUAAAACAAUCGGUCCAGGAAGUCAUGUUUGUUCGGAGAAGAUUGAAUGCUUAAUUUGUGAAGCUUUCGUAAUGUGGCAUCAGUUGGCGACUAAAAUUGUUCAAUUUAUGGCACCACGGAAUCCAAUUCGACCACCAGAUCCACCUCCUGAGAUUGAAACUUUUGAUGAUGAAAAAAUUCCAGACGACAAAGACCACAAACGUGAUCGUGACGUUUCCUUCUCAAUGGCUGCACUUCCAAUUCCUUUGGGCCCACUUGGCGGUUUGUCAUCAUUAGCAGGGCCUGUUCCAGUUGCGGCUCCGAUACAAGAACAGCAGCCGUUCUCAAUUGGAAACGUUUUGAUGAAUGAACACGAAAAGGACAUUGCGAAAUUUAUUCAAGCUACAGACGAGAUUAUGACAGCUACGGUUGAAACGGUUUCCGAUCAGUUAGAUCUUGAUUUGGCUGCAAUGAUGCCAUCUGAGAAGGUCGUGACUGCUGUUGCUCGUUCUGUCACUUUAUCAGACGCUGACGUUGCACAAGCAACUGUUCAAAUCGCCCGUCCAUCGAUUGUUGGAGCUGAUCAAGAUUCAGCUGACAAUCCAAAUUUAAGUUCUGAUGAAAGCUCCGAUGGCGACUUUUGGCAUACUUCAGUCGGAAAGUUUAAAUUCUCAAUCGACCAACUUCCACAAACUUUGCAAUUCAUUCAUCAACUAUUGACUGAAUUACCAAGCAUUGACAAACCAGAGAUCUUAUAUCAAGUCAUACAAUGUUUAAAUGUUCUUGUUCUACAUGGAGACGCUUUCACAAAAGCUUCUCGAGAUCAUCGUGGAUUCUUUAUUUGGUGCCAGGAAAAUCUUUUAAUCCGAAAUCUCUGGGAAUGUUGCAACUCUGAAAAUUCUCACAUCUGUCAAGUUGGAGUUCCGUUGCUGCUACAUUGCAUCACAUUACCUGUAGGAAGUGACACAUUUUGGAAGGUUUUACAAGAAUUUUUCAACCAUACCGAUUGGCGUGUUCGUUUUCAAGCUGUUGAACGUGUCACAGUCAUUGCUCGAUUUAUGGACUCCACACCUUUGAGAACGGAAGUCAAUUUACAAGCGGCAUUAGCGACUGCUUUUUGUCAUCUCAUUGCAAGCAUGGAUGAUAUAAAUGUUUAUGUAGCGCAACGCGCAACUUUGUAUUUGGGAACGAUUCAUGAUUCAGCGAUAAGGGCGCUUCUUUAUUGUUUGGAAUCACAAUUCGACAUGUUUAUUGUCGAUCGUCCCGUCGUUCUGCAAUCUGUUUAUCAACUACACAACUCGCUUUCUGAUCGAAAGAUCCUCACGUGGGAUUUCUUCCUUUCAAGAUUUGAUACACUUUUCAUCGAAGCUCAAGUUAAUCUCGAGAAAAAUGGCGAUUUAGCAUAUCUUCGAGAUUUGAGAAAUUCUGAAAAUGGAAGUGAAAUUUUAACAUCAAAAAUUUCUAAAGCGAGAGAAGCUUUAAGUCAAUCAUCGGAAUCAUCAGGCUCAAGGAAGAUGAUAAAAACUUUGAGUGCUUCGUUUGGAAAAUGGCAGUACAAGAGAACAAUGUCAGCACCAGCAAAUAUUACGCCGAGACAAGAAUCGAAAAUCGAAAAAGAAAAAAUCUACAAUCGUCAAAUAUCCGCUCCACUACUUAAAAGAAAAACUUCACGCUUCGGAUUGGGUCAGUUUUUAUCUGGAAAUACUAAUCAUGCUCAUACAAAUCAUGCUUCUUCACCAAAUCAUUCUCAUCAAAACUUACAAAUUGCCAGCACAACUGGCAAUAAUCUUAAUCAUUUACAUCCCAACAAAUACAAUCAUCAUCUGUCCCCAUAUCCGCCAAGUUCACCCGCUUUGACUCCCCAUUCGCCAACAUCACAUCAUUUUCAUUUUCAACAACCGCCAAGUUCACCAAUGCAUCAUCAAACGCCAUUUGCACAUCAUGCUGGCGUCGCAACAGAUGGUCACAUCGGGGGUGGCUACGAUGACGUAAACUUUUCUGGAAAUUUAUUUAGAGUCAUCGACCUCGAAGAAUCAACCGACAAAGAAACAAUCCACCUGUUGAUUCACUUGUUGAUGCAGUUCAUGUCGCGACCGGAUCUUGCUUUUCCAACUGAAGAAAAGCCAACAUGUCGACUGAUGGCAAUCGUUUUGAAACAUAUUUAUUUGUUACUUGGUUUCAAUCAAAAUGAAAGAAUGUUUCAAUUCAGUUCAGCAAGAAUUCGUUGUUCAUCAGUUUUCAAUAGCUUCAUGGCAAACUUACCGCAGUUCAUGGAUCAGAAUCAUGAAAUGGGAGCGAAUGAAUCUUUGUUCAAUUUUAUUGUUCAACUUUUGAUUUAUGCACCAUACCCGAACAACACAAUACCAGCGACAUUUGAAGUCAUGCAAAACACUUCCUAUUCGCUAUGGUUCUUGGAGAUUCAAGUGAGAAGAAAUUGGCUUAUGACUUUACUUGUCAUUCUCUACAAAUACAACUUGAACACGAUUCCAGAACCUUUGCUAUCAAGCUUGAUAAGAAUUGUCAUGAUUUCUCUCGAAGGUCAAUUCCAUCAAUGUCGUCGAAUACCUACAACAAUUCUUGUUCAAGAUCUCCCACGACGACCUGAUUUAAAUCAAUCAUUUGGAGCAGAAGCUGAUGAACGCGAACCAGGAAGUUUAUCUCACGCCAAACAAUCAUCGCAGCUUAGAAAAUUACACGAUUCAAGCAUUGAAUGUGAUGAAACUGAAUCUGAAUUGGUUGCAAUUCCUGAAUCUGAUUUAUCUGACAGCACUUUGCAAGGAAGUAUUGAUGGUGGAAUGUCGGAUGAUUUACCACCAUUGAAAUCUGAUGUUGUCAAAAAGAAGAAAGAUUCGUAUGAUGACUCAAGAAAACCACAAAAAUCUGUGCCAAAAUCUCAAUCUGUUGAGACAACAAAAAGUCUUUCUGAAGGUGUUCGAAUGAUGUUUUCAUCAGCAAUUUUGAGUCCACCUGUGAAUGUGCAGAAAGCAAUUGUCGUGACUCAAUCUUCAACAGUUAAACCAGUUCAAAGUGCUGCUAAAGACAUUUGUCCGUCAAGUACAUCACAAAUGGUGGCAAAUGUUGCAAACAGUCAAUUCAGAACAGCGAGGGCAGUUGCAGGUGAGAAACAGAAAGCAAUUGUUACACCUCAGAAUGGUUCAAUAAGUCAUCAAAAUUCUUCAUCGGUACCAAGAGCUUUGGGACGUCAACAAAGAAUAAUUGACACGAAUGGAAUUCAACAAUCAUCUUCAUCAGGUUUGGAUGACAUGAAGAAAGGUCAAUCUGCAUAUAUUCGAGCUAUUGAGAGAAAAUCAAAUUAUUAUGGAUCACCAGAAUCUCCUUUGUCAAAAAUGGACAUAAUGAGUCCACCAGAAACUGACUUAUCAACUGAUGGAACUGAAACUUUACUCUCACCUUCUAGUAUGAAGCUUGAAAUUCCAACACCAGAAAGAUUACUUCCAAUUGGAAACAUGGGAAAAGAAAGCGUCUCAUCAUUAGUUGAUCGAGUGCGCGAAGUUUUAUCAAUUCCUGACAUCAGUCAUUUAAAAUCUCAAGAUCAUCUUGAUAGAAGUAAUGACACAACUCCACCAAAUUCAUCGCGUGCCACAUCACCCAGAAAACUCACCAAACAAGUUGCACUCAUUGAGUCACCACCAAGUGCAAAUGCAGCUGAAAUUGCGCAGUCAAUCAUCAAAAAAUCUGAUCCGAAAAAUGAAUUAAAUGUGAGAGAAGAAAAGCGUCAAACAUUCCAGAAAGUUGGACCUUAUCAAAGUACAGAUGGUCGGUUAAGAUAUGCGGGUUCAUGGGCACCACCGCAAUUAUAUGACGAUGAGUUUGAUGAAGAAGAAGAAUGUUCAAUUCGAGCUAGUUACGUUAGCAUUGACACAAAACCGAGCGCAUUUCGUGUUGGAGAUGAUUGCAUGAAUGAACGAUGCAGUGAAUGUGGAGCUUUACGAGAACAGUACACUGAUGAAGAGUUGGGAUUGUUUAUUGUUCUCCUUGGAACUUUUAUUCAUCGUGAACCAGCGCUUGCAGUUCCUUUUCUUCCAGACAUUCUGGUUUUGGUCUCGAAAGUCGCAACUCAUCAUACAUUUGCAUGGCAGUACGAGUCAAAUACACACUUACCUGGUGGUUCUCAAUCAGUCGCUCAUCAAUUCAUCAGAUGUGUGUUACAUCAACUGGCACCGAAUGGAGUUUUCUAUCAGAUUUUCUUAACUCAGAAUCCAGAAAACAUUCGACAGAAGUUCUUUAAAUGCGUGGCAUUGGCACUCCUUGACUUUGUCGAACUCAACGUGGCUAGUCCCGUUCAUCUAUUGAUGGAAUCAUUGAACAACAAGAAGACUUUACCUGUUGACAUGCCAAUUAUAAUGAGAAAUCUUAGUGAAUACUUACAUUGUUUGCCAAUUGAAGCUUUGAGUGUCCCCAUCUGGUCAUCGGCAGUUCAAGGAAUUGAACAACUGUUCCGUCGAAUUAUUUUCAUUCUACCGAGUUUAGAUGAGGCUGAAAACUUGCUAAAUAUUAUGGUGUCGGUUUUGAAGAUGCCAAGUCUACCGAAAGGUAUCUUAGAACCUUUUUCAAAAGUCUUCAGCUUUGCUAUUCAAAAUCUUCACUUGAAACAUAAAGUUGUUCAUGAACUUUGCUGUUUGAAUAGUCGAGCGUUUUCAAAAGAACGUGACAAAUAUCAACUUGCAAGACAAAUUGCUUUUGAACUUGUUCAAUCGUUGAAGUUUAAAACAAACAUUCCCGAUCAUAACUUGUUGCUGCUUGUCGGAGUUAUUCUUCAAGAUCUUGGUGGAAGUUUACCAAGGGGAACUGUCGAUGGUUUACCAACAAAUCCGCCAAUGUUUACAAAUAACACUGCAGAUUGUAUGCGACAAUAUCUCAACGAUGUUCUUGAAUUCUUGGCUGACUUCCAUACACUCAGCAAGAUAAAAAAUUUCAAAAAUGGUUCUCAAUCUACGGGCCUGAGUGAAGACACUCUUGGUGGGGUUUUGAAAGGAUCAAUUUCACAAUAUUUAGCGUUGGAAAUGUCAAGAGGAAAUUCCAAAGAAAAUCGAGCUGUUGGAAGAUAUUUGCCAUGGCUUUACAAUGCGCCAACAACAUUACAACAAGGCCCCAAAGAAUUUACUGAGUGCGUGUCACAUAUGCGUUUGUUGUCUUGGCUUCUAAUGGGAUCACUGACUCACACUGCACUUCAAACCCAUCGAAGAGAUCACAUUGGACAACAACAUCAUCCAGCACAUUUCCAUUUGCAGCAACAGACUACACAUGCAAUGGCGAUGCCAAUUCAGCAAGAUGCAAGUUGUCACAUUGCUGAUCACAUUCAAACAAUUUUCACUGGUUUUGUCGAACAAUCAAAGACGUCAAUUCUUCACAUGUCAUCGCUGUUUCAUGCUUUCACACUUUGUCAAUUGUGGACAGUUUAUUUAGAGAAGAUUUCGGUUUAUUCGAAUGACAGCGUAACAACUUCAAUUUUAUUUGAAUUUUGGGUGAAGGUGACGCCUUGUCUAUUGCAACUGGUCUCACAUUCAAAGUUAUCAGAAAUGGUCAACUUGCAUUUCUUAAGUCUUCUCGAAGCAUUGAAAGAAACACGAUCGACAAUUUUAUCAAAACUUUUGCCUCUUUGGAGUCCACUGUUGUCAUCAAAGAAUCUUUCUGGAACAUUACAUGUUCGUCUUCAGAACUGUCGUGACGUUGCACCAAAUCCUGAAGAAGUUGAUUUGCAUGCAAGCGAGGCGCUACUUAAAUGGCUACAAAGACUGCAAUUUAAAAUGGCACAAAUUGAAUUGCAAUCAUCACAAGCCACAACACAAUUUUAUUCAAUAUAAGCUAAAUCAAUGUUGAAUGUUUUUUGUAGAAAAUAAAAAUUUAGUAAAAUGUUGAAUUCUUAUUGAUUUCCGUCAUCGUCUUCGUCUUGAUCUGAAAACUUUUCUUCAUUUUCGUCCGAUUCUAUAUCAUCAAUGAUUGAAGAAGCUAAACGAUAUUUAUGCAUGUCCGAAACGACGAGUUUCUUCGUAUUCACGAUUGAUUCGUUUGAUUGUACUCCUAAUUCUUUGAUUUUAAUCGCAAGCCUUUCAGCAGCUUGUUGUUCUUUUAACUCUUUCAUUUUUUGACGAUGUUGAUCCUCAAUUUCAAGUGAUUCCCGAAUCGUAAGAGAUUUCACACCACAUUUAAUAACUGGUGGGGUGGCAGCUGUAUUGUCACGAACAGUUUUUUUGCUUUCAGCUUCCAGAGAUGUCGAGGAAGAGUCAAAAGUUUUUGGUUUUGGCUUGUACGGUAAGAAACGUGAAGGCGGAUCAAUGUUUUCUUUUCGACAUACAUAAUUGAGAACAGGAUCAAAAACUAAUUCUGAAUUUCUAAUUUCGUCAGCCUCUUUUAAAUCUUCUUCUGUAAUUAAUGGCUUAUCAGCAUCACUUUCCUUUGAAUUUUUAAUAAUUUUCUGAUUAUUGUUGACGCUAUUGGAUGAAGCCAUAAUAGCUAAAGGGUCUUCGUCGUCAUCACUAUCUAAGAUAUCUUUUGAGAUUAUUUUUUUAUCUCUCCAUUCCAUGUUAUUUAAAUCGUUGGUAUUGAGUUUAAGGGAUGAAAGAAGAUUUGAUGUCAUUUCAAUUUCAUUUUUCAAUUCCAACGCAGCCAGCACACGAUCAUAAAGAUCCUUAAUCUUUUUACCUUUGUCAGGAAGCUUGUUAAGACGACCUCUACAAUUAUUAUAAAAUAAUUUCUCUUGACGACUUUUCAAAUCUAGAAUCUCUCGCUUUGAUAGUUUCGUAAGAUCUUUAUCAAGAGCAUAUUCUUUAGGCUUUGCAAUAACACCAGGAACUCUGUUUAGUGGCGGAUUCUGUGGAAAAUUCAUUUUAAAUAGCAAAUUAUGAAAUUCGCGGGUGUUUUGUUUAC